Messenger RNA from Glycine soja, 1162 nucleotides. Its product is annotated as protein LIGHT-DEPENDENT SHORT HYPOCOTYLS 6-like. The transcript has a single exon. Gene Ontology annotation, cellular component: nucleus. The coding region runs from base 319 to 978 and encodes 219 amino acids. Gene Ontology annotation, biological process: response to light stimulus; mRNA transcription. The record is from RefSeq and is a predicted model, not a curated record. NCBI's taxonomy places the organism in Eukaryota, Viridiplantae, Streptophyta, Magnoliopsida, Fabales, Fabaceae.
GAGGGGGCAACGUGGUGAAUAGUUAAGUAGUCACGUCAAGAGGGGCCACCAUGUGAAAUUGUGAACACUGUGCAAAACGCUCGCCACUCGCCCCCACCAGCAUCACUCAACUCAACCCCUUCUCCCUCUCAUUCAUUCAACUAGCCUUUUUUACGUCCCAUCACCCAAUCUCUCUUUCAUUUCUCAUCUUCUCUCUCUUAACUCCAACAAGUUUAACCCCUCUUCUCUUCCCCCAUUAAAACCUAUUUCACCAAUCCAACAAGGUGCUGCUCCUGCUUCUGGUUAAGGUUUUGGUUGUUGUUCUUGUUAGUGAUCCUCAUGGACGCUGCAUCGGAGGCUGCGGCGGCGGUGGCGGCUCCACAGGCAGAGGGAUCACCGGCUGCGGCGGCAGCGCCGAGCCGCUACGAGUCGCAGAAACGGCGCGACUGGAACACGUUCUUGCAGUACCUGCGGAACCACAAGCCGCCAUUGACGCUGGCGAGGUGCAGUGGCGCCCACGUGAUCGAGUUCUUGAAGUACCUCGACCAGUUCGGGAAAACCAAGGUGCACAUCGCGGGGUGUCCGUACUUCGGACACCCAAAUCCACCUGCCCCAUGCGCCUGCCCUCUCAAGCAGGCCUGGGGCAGCCUGGACGCUCUAAUCGGACGACUCAGGGCGGCCUUCGAAGAAAACGGAGGUCGUCCUGAGUCCAAUCCGUUUGCGACUCGGGCUGUCCGAAUUUACCUCAAAGAGGUAAGAGAAGGUCAGGCUAAGGCCAGAGGAAUCCCCUAUGAGAAGAAGAAGCGCAAGAGAACUGCUGUAACUACCUCUGUCACCUCUGCCGCCACCGUUAUGUCUACCUUAACUGGUAGUAGUCCUAAUAAUACUAUUACAAACGGUGCUGGCAGUACCACCGGUAACACUACCAACGGAGCUGGUGUUAGUGUACCUUCUGUUGCUGCUACUGCUACACCUAAUGUUACUGCUACUGCCGUAUAGUAUAAUUUUAAUAAUUUUGAUCAUCUUUUCCUAUUUUCCUUUUUAUACUGCUAUUAUCUACUAUCUAUUUUUAUUUUUAAGGAAAUUAAUUGUGGUUACGGUUUAUCUAUAUGUAGUUAUUUAGUUAUGACAAUUUAUCUGAGUUUAAUUCAAAAAUUGAACCCCCAUCAACGAUUUAUCAGAA